ACGCAUUCUAACUUCCAAUCAAUAUUUACGAAAGAUUAAUGUGUUAUUCGAGAAGGAAUAUAAAAACUUAAAUUUAUUUCAUUUCGAUCAGGCCAGGCUAUAAAGGUUAUCCAAGUAUAUAUAACGGAAGCGAGAGGUGGGAGAUAGGACGAUAAGAAGUUAGAACGAAACGUGAUCCAGAAUCCCAGAUCCAGGAGGUCUAGGAUCGUUUAUAUUCAGAGAGCAAUACUUUUUAAAACGUAUCUAAACGAAAAAAAGAAAUGGCUGAAAUAAGUUCAGAAUUACUUCAGAUAUUUGGCUUUUGGGGCAGCAUAUUGGUCCUAAAAAUGCUGGCCAUGCUGCCGUUGACUGUACGACAACGAUUUAGAAAGAAGGUAUUUAUGAAUGAAGAAGAUGCCGCAUUAACAGACGGAAGCAAAGUGACAUACAAUGAUCCAGAUGUGGAGCGUGUACGAAGAGCUCAUUUGAAUGAUCUGGAAAAUAUUCUGCCAUGGUUCGCAAUCACAUACCUGUGGUUAGGUACUGGACCUUCAUCAUGGUUAGCUAAAAUGUUGAUACGAACGUUUGUACUUGCCCGAAUAUUUCAUACCAUUUCAUAUGUUAUAAUGAAGCAACAACCUACAAGAGCGAUAGUUUUCUUUGUGGGAUUUGCAAUUACAUUUUAUCAAGCAUUAUCCACAUUGUUACAUUAUUCCUAAUUUCGUACAAAGAGAUAACUUUUGAUAAAGUUCUAUAUUUAUAGAUGAAUAUUAAUCUAUAAAUAUAGUAUAAUAUAUAUUAAUAUAUGGGCAUGGAUACUAAUAAGAGCAUUUAUAACAAAAAUGUUUAGGAGUAAGAUUAUUUUAGCAUUUGAUGAUAAAAUAAUUAUUGUUGUCAUGUUUUUAAAAAAUAUAUGUUUUACAUUCCUAAAAUUUAUAUAUAUAUAUAUAUACACAGUCAAGUUGAUUGUAUAUACCAUUCUUUUAUGCAAUGUGAAAUGAAAAAACUCUUCCAGCUCGUUUACACAAAAACACGUCAUCGCAUAUAA
Cataglyphis hispanica is the source of this 1027-nucleotide messenger RNA. RefSeq names its product microsomal glutathione S-transferase 1 (gene Mgstl). Gene Ontology annotation, cellular component: membrane. NCBI's taxonomy places the organism in Eukaryota, Metazoa, Arthropoda, Insecta, Hymenoptera, Formicidae. The record is from RefSeq and is a predicted model, not a curated record. The transcript has 4 exons. Bases 261 to 698 code for a protein of 145 amino acids.